AUGGAUCAGCGAGGGACUCAGGGCUCCAGUUCCCCUGGCACUACUCCGGCCCAGCCCCUGGCCCUACUCCGGCCCAGCCCCUGGCCCUACUCCGGCCCAGCUCCGGCCCAGCCCCUGGCCCUACUCCGGCCCAGCCCCUGGCCCUACUCCGGCCCAGCCCCUGGCCCUACUCCGGCCCAGCUCCGGCCCAGCCCCUGGCCCUACUCCAGCCCAGCCCGUGGCCCUACUCCGGCCCAGCCCCUGGCCCUACUCCUGCCCAGCCCCUGGCCCUACUCCGGCCCAGCCCCUGGCCCUGCUCCGGCCAAGGACCUGGCCCUACUCAGGCCCUACUCUAGCCCAGCACGUGGCCCUACUCCGGCCCAGCCCCUGGCCCUACUCCGGCCCAGCUCCGGCCCAGCCCCUGGCCCUACUCCGGCCCAGCCCCUGGCCCUACUCCGGCCCAGCUCCGGCCCAGCCCCUGGCACUACUCCGGCCCAGCCCCUGGCCCUACUCCGGCCCAGCCCCUGGCCCUACUCCGGCCCAGCUCCGGCCCAGCCCCUGGCCCUACUCCGGCCCAGCCCGUGGCCCUACUCCGGCCCAGCCCCUGGCCCUACUCCUGCCCAGCCCCUGGCCCUGCUCCGGCCAAGCCCCUGGCCCUACUCAGGCCCUACUCCGGCCCAGCACGUGGCCCUACUCCGGCCCAGCCCCUGGCCCUACUCCGGCCCAGCUCCGGCCCAGCCCCUGGCCCUACUCCAGCCCAGCCCGUGGCCCUACUCCGGCCCAGCCCCUGGCCCUACUCCUGCCCAGCCCCUGGCCCUACUCCUGCCCAGCCCCUGGCCCUACUCCGGCCCAGCCCCUGGCCCUGCUCCGGCCAAACCCCUGGCCCUACUCAGGCCCUACUCCGGCCCAGCACGUGGCCCUACUCCGGCCCAGCCCCUGGCCCAGCUCCGGCCCAGCCCCUGGCCCUACUCCGGCCCAGCCCCUGGCCCUACUCCGGCCCAGCCCCUGGCCCUACUCCGGCCCAGCUCCGGCCCAGCCCCUGGCCCUACUCCGGCCCAGCCCGUGGCCCUACUCCGGCCCAGCCCCUGGCCCUACUCCUGCCCAGCCCCUGGCCCUACUCCGGCCCAGCCCCUGGCCCUGCUCCGGCCAAGCCCCUGGCCCUACUCAGGCCCUACUCCGGCCCAGCACGUGGCCCUACUCCGGCCCAGCCCCUGGCCCAGCUCCGGCCCAGCCCCUGGCCCAGCUCCGGCCCAGCCCCUGGCCCUACUCCGGCCCAGCCCCUGGCCCUACUCCAGCCCAGCUCCGGCCCAGCCCCUGGCCCUACUCCGGCCCAGCCCGUGGCCCUACUCCGGCCCAGCCCCUGGCCCUACUCAGGCCCUACUCUGGCCCAGCCCCUGGCACUACUCCGGCCCAGCCCCUGGCCCUGCUCCGGCCAAGCCCCUGGCCCUACUCAGGCCCUACUCUGGCCCAGCACGUGGCCCUGCUCCGGCCCAGCCCCUGGCCCUGCUCCGGCCCAGCCCCUGGCCCUGCUCCGGCCCAGCCCCUGGCCCUGCUCCGGCCCAGCCCCUGGCCCUACUCUGGCCCAGCUCCGGCCUACAUGUGGAUGUACCACUGGAUGUAGCCCACAGUCCUGGCGCAGUCCUGGCGACAGCAGCAAGGCCCCCAGCCCACAGUCCUGGCGUCAGCAGCAAGGCCCCCAGCCCACAGUCCUGGCGCAGUCCUGGCGUCAGCAGCAAGGCCCCCAGCCCACAGUCCUGGCGCAGUCCUGGCGUCAGCAGCAAGGCCCCCAGUCCUUCUGAAGACGAAGAAAGCCUGGUGGCUAUAUGUGACUGA
Molecule: messenger RNA, 1812 nt
Organism: Salvelinus fontinalis (brook trout)
Lineage: Eukaryota; Metazoa; Chordata; Actinopteri; Salmoniformes; Salmonidae
Product: basic proline-rich protein-like
Exons: 3
Coding region: 1-1812 (603 amino acids)
Source: RefSeq, a predicted model, not a curated record